Molecule: messenger RNA, 551 nt
Organism: Cervus elaphus (red deer)
Lineage: Eukaryota; Metazoa; Chordata; Mammalia; Artiodactyla; Cervidae
Product: sodium- and chloride-dependent glycine transporter 1-like
Exons: 3
Coding region: 72-551 (159 amino acids)
Biological process (GO): sodium ion transmembrane transport; synaptic transmission, glycinergic; glycine import across plasma membrane
Cellular component (GO): membrane
Molecular function (GO): glycine:sodium symporter activity
Source: RefSeq, a predicted model, not a curated record
UGAGCAGGAAGAGGGUAGGAUCCCCCAAAGUUGGCCCUGAGCCAGCCCUCUCCUGCCCACCAGGAGAUUUCAUGAUCCCCUUCUUCAUCAUUCUCAUCUUCUGCGGGAUGCCCUUCUUCUUCAUGGAACUCUCCUUAGGCCUGUUUGCAAGUCAGGGCUGCCUGGGGGUCUGGAGGAUCAGCCCCAUGUUCAAAGGUGUGGGCUACGGCAUGAUGGUGGUGUCCACAUACACUGGCAUCUACUACAACGUGGUCGUCUGCAUCGCCUUCUACUACUACUUCUCGUCCAUGACGCUCUGGACCUACUGCAAUAACCCUUGGAACACGCCCGGCUGCUUGAGUGUGCUGGAUAACCCCCAAAUCACCAAGAGCUUGCAGCUUCCUGCCCUGCCUGGCAACGUCUCUCAGGCGCUCAACCAGACCCUCCUGAGGACAAGCCCCAGCGAGGAGUUAGGAGAACCAAAGGAGAGCCACUGCAGUUCCCUGAGCCCAGGGCUGUCGUCACCAAGCUGCGUCUGGGAAGGGCCGCCCGGCACCCCUGCGCUCUGCUGA